CUGUCAAAUUGUGAUCCUCCUAGUUUGUUUUGCAUAUUGUUUACGUCUGUGGUGGCAAUUACCAGCAACACUUGUGGGCAAACUUUCAGUUAUGUAUCCUGUAAAAGAUGUUCUUUGGAUGCCAGAGCAAAAUAGGGAUCCCAGUGCAAUAUUAAUAUUUAAUUUUGUGGUCAUAAAUUAUUGCACAGAUCUCCUAUUUUGCAAGUCAUCAAUUAUGCAUAUUAUUUAAAGUAUUUAUUGUUAUUGCAAUGUAGUGUUUCGAACCAGAAGAAGACACAACAUUUACUGGAUAAUAGAACACAAACAGCCAGUCAGGUGUGGCGACCAUUUGUGUACCUCUGCAGGCAAUUUGUGAAACUAGACCAAUAUGAAAAUUUUCCAUCCUCAUCUGAGACAUCUGUGACAUUCUAUUCAGCCUGGAUGUUACCAAGGGAACUGCUGUGUUUUAAAGCAAUUGAUUGUCAACAGGAUUUUCACAGUUAAAAUUCAAAUAGCUAAUCUGGUCUCAACCAUCAGACGUUCAUCAAUAAUUCUAAAAGUACAAGAUGUCACACUUUAUCUUUGAUCAUCAUUAAUUGAAAUAAAGGACCAGUUCCCUCCUCUAGGACUAAUGAGUAGCAGCAUCAUGUUUGGGGUUGUCAGCUGGUCCUCACCUUACUGGACAGCUGCAGAUCAUGUUCAGUUAGUUGGUUUGGUGACAUCUGGGAGGGCUCUUCAGAUCAGAAGCCUCCUGUGUGAGACCAACAUCUGUGGGAAUCCGGAAAAAUGAUCUGGAGGGAAGUUUGUCUCUACCUUUUGUGUAAUGUGAUCAAACGAUGCUUCUGCACUGGUCUUCAUGCACACAUCAUGCCAUUUUCCAGUAUGAGUCACCUGCAGAUGGACCAAACUCUGUGUCCUCAAAAUAAAGAUGAGAAUGGCCAAUUUCCAGGAUUUUACAUAAUGACUCAGUUCAACAUUGCGGAGUUGGCCAGGAGAGGGACGGUGAAGAAGGUGCCUGGAACAACAUCUCAGCAUAUUGCAUAUAAGAUUGGCCCAGAGUUCAACUUCAGGAUAAACACCAGAUCUGCAUUUCCCAUGGGGCUGCCUGAGGAAUUUGCAUUUUCUGCAACCUAUCGAAUGAGUGGAAAUACACAGAGUAAGAGUUGGAAUUUGUGGCAACUGCAAGAUCUGAAUGGAAACGAACAGCUUGCAGUCAGACUCAACGGGGAGGCCCUGUCUGUGGAGUUCUCCUACAGAACCCAAGAGAACAGACAGAUGACGGCUUUAUUCCCUUACCAAACCCUCCUCUUCAAUUCUCAGUGGCACGAGAUUUUAUUGCUUGUCAAAAAAGGUUCUGUGAGCCUGAUAACAGACUGUACAGCAACAGAUUCACAGCAGCUGGCACCUAGAAGACAAGUAAACCUAGAUGGAUUCACGCAUAUUGGAAAACUGAGGGACAAUUCAGCAGUAGCUGUACCGUUUGAGCUGCAGUCGAUGCUGAUACACUGCGACUUAUUAAACAUCCCGCAGAGAGACACAUGCGGCGACCUUCCUGCAAGGAGGGAGGUGAGACAUGUCUAA
Molecule: messenger RNA, 1560 nt
Organism: Carassius carassius (crucian carp)
Lineage: Eukaryota; Metazoa; Chordata; Actinopteri; Cypriniformes; Cyprinidae
Product: collagen alpha-1(IX) chain-like
Exons: 6
Coding region: 766-1560 (264 amino acids)
Source: RefSeq, a predicted model, not a curated record